This is a messenger RNA of Oreochromis aureus, 4178 nucleotides long. It is a transcript of the gene zfand5a, whose product is annotated as zinc finger, AN1-type domain 5a. Bases 1678 to 2304 code for a protein of 208 amino acids. NCBI's taxonomy places the organism in Eukaryota, Metazoa, Chordata, Actinopteri, Cichliformes, Cichlidae. The transcript is spliced from 6 exons. Gene Ontology annotation, molecular function: zinc ion binding; DNA binding. The record is from RefSeq and is a predicted model, not a curated record.
CAUAGGACUGUCUGGAAUAAUUCACAAGUGCAUAUUUUGUUCUUAAAUAGUGUUAUAGGUAGGGACUGAUUGAGGUGAAUGUGUGAUGACCCUCAGUAUGCUUUAUGUUUCUCUGGGAGAUCCCCCUUUGUUUCGAAAAACAUGAAAGUCUUAUCAAGUAUUCAGCGUGCCCAUGUCUGUUUUACUUUAUCGCUGUGCUUAUAAGGUCUUGGUAAAUAUUAGGUUACCAUGCCUGCUGUUUAUCAAACACCUGGACCCAUUGUUCCUUUGUGUCAUAAAGUUAAUGUGUUAACUGCUACGGGCCUCUUUUGUAAUAUGUUUUUUGCAUCGUCAGAUAUGAUUUAGUUCCAAUUUAAAUCAUUACCUUUUCUUUUAUUGAACUGCGUAACGUGGAGCUAAAAUCCUCCAGUCUACAUCUAGUCUACACGAUGAACUGAUAAGUCAGUCAUAUUUAAAAGGAAAUUACUGAUGGGGGUUGAAAUGAAAAGAAUUUUGAGCUACGCAUUAGUUACUAGCUUUUAGCUGAGUCCCCCUGUCUGGCAUUUUUCAGCAGUCAGCAGUUGGACACGUGACACAAAUGAAAGGGGAAAAAAAGGUCUUUGUGGGCUUUUCCAAGGAGACCCUUUGUUGACACACUGGUGAUAACAUCCAGGUGUAGAGAAACGAGGAAGUGGUAGGAAGACAGGUUUGGGUGGAGGGUGGGGGUCUGAUAGCUAAUGGCGCUUGUUAUUUAGGACCCCUCAGGUGAACUGACAGGACGUUCUAAACCAGCUGCCAGAACAUUGAGCUCGCCUGCCCUGUUUGUGUCCGUGACCAGAAUAUAGACGAGCUUCACACCAACGCAAGCAAGCAGCUGCUGUGUUGCAGCAGAACAGGGCAAAGGUUGUUCACAGAGGAAAUAUGAGACUGUUGUUGUGUGUGAAUUUUUAUAUUUUAUUUUUAUUUAGUUUUUCUGUGUGUGUGGGGGGGUGUGUGUGUGUGUGUGUGUAUCAUAGGUGAUCGACUGAAUUGUAAAAUGGCCUGGACAGGGCUGGCAGGCACAGCUCUUCUUUCAUAUCUAAUCCAGGCCUUCCAUGUGUAUCUGUCCUUUCAUGUGGCUGUUUUUGAUCAAUGACCUCAAAGUCAGUAUCUCCCAUUACACAACUUCCUGCGCUGUUGCACAAAGACGGGUUGCAAGCGUCACAGGACUACUUGUUUUGCCAAGUUACGCACAUGCACGCUCACUUAAUGGGCGUAUGCGUGGUGAGAAAUGACUACGGAGGUUUUGAAAUGCCUUGUAAGGCAAGAGCCAAGGGUAGGGAGGGGAACACUUUGUGAAACAGCUGACCUACUGUGUUUAUCGCUUAUAGCCUUGUGCCGUUUAGCAAAAACAGAAUCUUAUUUAAUCUGAAGUGUUUCGUAUGUUCUUUUGCGAUCAUGAUACCACGAGUGAGUCAGAGCUUUUGUUUUUAAUUAGAUGGGAGGAAGUAAGGGCCUGAAUUUGGUAUGAGGAAGAAGAACAGCUGACACUAAAGCCUACAAAAAGCAGAGGGUGGGGGGAUAACGGGAAUAGCUCUAUCAGUUUUUCUCAAAACCACCAAAAGAGACGGCAGGAGGGAAGAGGUGACACUGCAGUGAACAAAACUGUAGAACAGAGCACAUGCGAGCCUUUGCCAAAGGUGUUGAACAGAGAACACAAUGGCUCAAGAGACGAACCAGAGUCCAGUGCCCAUGCUUUGUGCCACAGGUUGCGGUUUCUAUGGCAACCCAAGAACCAAUGGUAUGUGCUCUGUAUGCUACAAGGAACACCUGACACGGCAGCAGAGCAGCGACCGCAUGAGCCCCCUCGGCCCAAUGGGCUCAACUGCUAGUCCUACCUCAGAGGCUUCUGCCAUCCAGAGACUAGAAGCCAGUCUAGCAAAGGUUGAUGCCUCCCCUGCCCCUUCACCAGACAUGUCGAGAACCAUUCAAGGAUCUCUUCCUGUGACUCAGCAAAUGACAGAGAUGAGCAUCUCCAGAGAGGACAAACCUGAACCCCUAGAGCCUGUUGUAAGCCAGCCUGCUGCUUCUAGCCCUACUCCUGUAGCCUCUUCUAGCAGUGAAGAAAGUAAGAGUGACGCCCCCAAACCUAAGAAGAACAGGUGCUUCAUGUGCCGCAAGAGAGUGGGCCUCACAGGGUUCGACUGUCGCUGUGGCAACCUGUUCUGCGGCAUCCACCGGUACUCUGACAAGCACAACUGUCCCUAUGAUUACAAGGCCGAGGCUGCCGCCAAGAUCCGCAAAGAGAACCCUGUGGUGGUGGCUGACAAGAUCCAGAGAAUAUAAAAGAUGAGACAGAGCAGCAGUGGCAGCAACAAUGAAACACCAUUGACAAAAGACUGGAGUAUGAGUGUGAACCUUGGAAAUGAGCAUAAAUGAGAAUGGAACAGACUUGAUUUACAAAAUUACAACCUCAAGAAGAUCACGGAGAGGAAAAAAAGAAAGAAGAAAAAAAAAAAAGUAAAAGAUCCUGUCUGAGGAAGAUGCAUGAAUGAUCACUUUUCUCCCUUUUUUUUUUUUUUUUUUUUUUUUUUUGAUUAACUCAUUAGUUUGUUUUAUCCUGUUUUCUGUGGUGUGAUUUUUUUUUUUUUUCUUUUUUAUUUUUUUUUUAUUUUUUUUGCCGCCGUUCAGUCCGACGUUUUGUUUUUUGUUUUUUCUAAGAAUAUGUAUUGUCUUACCAAGAGCAGACCAGGCUACAUGUCCAGGAUAAGCUGUGCUCCUCUCACCCAUACCAGGCGCCAUUAUUGUGCCAAACCGUAGAAGGCCAUUUAACCCGCGCCGCCACGUGUCAAGACACUGGCCGGUCUCUCAAAAGCAUUCAGACUACACAGAAACAGUCCGUACAAGUUGUGUCCCUCAACCUUUGAACUUCUCGCUCUGUGCUCCGUCGGCGCUGGAGUCGGUCAGCGUCUCCUGCCUCGCACGAGGAGGGGAGGAUUUGUUGCGUUGUCUUUUCCUAGCUUUACCUACCUCACGGCUGCCGCGUUAAGCUACAUUGUCUUCCCUUUUACUUUUCUCGUCAGCUUCGACCCCAUCAGCAGUUGAUCAUCGUGACAGUCGGCAUCGGUGAAUUUCCCCAACCCCUCCAAUCGGCACACCUUGCUUUCACUUUGAUGGGUUUUGAUUAAGGCUGUUUGGAGGUAUCAUGCUAGACGGGGACACACAAAUUACUCGCUGAAGGAGUUCCACCAACUGUUGCAGGACUGUGUGUGUUUUUGUGUGUACGUGUGUGUGAGCCGACGUGUGGCCUGAGGGGAAGGAUGGCACCCUUCCCCCGUGGGUCUGGUAGGGUGAAUGUAGGCUUCAAUACUGUAGGGGCAUGAAUGAAUGGGAUAAAUGCAUGAGUCACUCUUCAUCUGUGUUUAGUGUUUCACAAAUAUCAUUCAACUUAGGGUUUCAGAUGUUUUAUUUGCUGAAAGACAAUUAUCUGUUAUGUUUUAUUAGCUUAUUUUUCUCUUCCAUUGUACUGAUGUUAGCACAUGUAUUCAGUGCAUUGAUGGAGUUAGGGUAUGUGAACCAUGAUUUCUUUUUUCGUUUUUUUAAAUGCGCUAACAAAACAUUCAUGUGAGCACAGUGUGUGUGUGUGUGUGUGUGUGUGUGUGUCUGUGUUGGGCUGUGUGCGUGUGUUCUGUCUUCACCUCUUCCUUAUCCCUUUUGACUGUGGAGCUACCCAGUUUAUCAGCACAUGUUUACAGAACUACAGGAGCAUGCCAGAGCUAGAUUUAUGAAAAAUAAUAGAUACCAAGAUUAGAUGUAACUUCUCAUCUGUCUAACAGCUAUUGGUCUCUGUGUGUCUGCUAUAGAGUGCCGUAGGGGGGAAAAAAGGAGAAAAAAAAAAGUGUGUAUCUGUGUGCGUGAACGUGCACAUACCUGUGCGACAGUGUGUUUUCAUGGCUGCCUGACACAUUGAAACCAAUGUAUGUUUGUGAUUUGUUUCUCCCCCGUAUGGAUGUGUGUUUUGUUUUUGUUUUUUCAUUUAAAGAUAACUGUAUGUAUCCGUUUGAGUUUUUCCUUUCUGAUUCUUAGUUAUAUGCAAAUUUGUACAAAAAAAGAAAAAACAAAACUGUGUUGAUAUUUAUGUAUUACAUAUAAUCUUGCUAUCCAGCAUUACAACAGAAUAGUAUCAUGUAAAUAAAACUGUACAGAGAGACAUUACAAAA